Molecule: messenger RNA, 1290 nt
Organism: Branchiostoma belcheri (Belcher's lancelet)
Lineage: Eukaryota; Metazoa; Chordata; Leptocardii; Amphioxiformes; Branchiostomatidae
Product: myogenin-like
Exons: 3
Coding region: 137-445 (102 amino acids)
Biological process (GO): developmental process; regulation of transcription by RNA polymerase II
Molecular function (GO): RNA polymerase II transcription regulatory region sequence-specific DNA binding; protein dimerization activity; DNA-binding transcription factor activity, RNA polymerase II-specific
Source: RefSeq, a predicted model, not a curated record
UUCAUAGGUCACGGUGCCGCGAAUGUGCUGCUGACAAGUUACAAAGUUCCCAAGGCCUGUAAUUCAGAUUUCCCACACAUCAUACAGCCAACUCCCAAGCAAACCUGUGUGCCUUCACCGGUCAUUACGGUACGCAAUGUCCCAUUCCGGCCGCAGAGGCAGGAAGGCAGGUGAGCUGAGUCUUACAGGCAGAAAGACACACGUGGGACGGAGUGUCGCCACGGAGAGAGAGAAGAGACGAUUGGCCAAGAUGAACGAAGCUUUUCAGGAUCUUCGUUCUACACUUCCUGAAAAAUACCGGGGUUGUGACACCAAGCUGGACCUGUUGAGAGGCGCUGUCGAGUACAUCCGCUACUUACAGAAGUGUCUUGCCGACAACUAUGAGGGUACUUCAGCGGAGCAAGUGGAAUACGUACAGUCUUUCAGUCACAUCAUCUACAUGUGAGCAGUAACUGUCGACAACUUGAGUUUGAAAGCUAUGACUCCCCUGUCCCUGCUUUCUGUACACAGCAGUUUUAUAGCGGACGGCCGGGCUGUUGGACCACAAGAGCAUGUAUAGCUCGUUCAUUUCAACCAAUGUACGCUUGCUUCAAAUAAGUCCCCUCUGUCUACAUCAAUUAAGUAAGGACUACAGAGUUCAAUUCGUUGCCAAUGAACGUUUGAAAGUGUAUUUCCUACCACAUGAAUCUAAAAUAUGCACGUCAAUAAAGUAGUACUUGUAGAUAUACGCACCUGUAACACUUUACUUUCUCGUUUAUGCACUUUUUGUAUAACUUUGUGCGCUUUCUAUACAACUUUGUGAUAUAUCAUUUUCUUAAUAAAGAAUGCAAAAGAGGCGGAAAGGGUACGAGUCUAUCUUGUCACGUGUACACACCAGGGUGACGACAGCGGGCGUGGUCCCGUUGGUAUCAUCACGAGGAAAUUCUGAUCACAUGCCUGGAUGUCACCCAAAAGGUUAAAAGGACCCCGAAUCUGGCGGAAGUAUUUAGUACUGACAGCCAUUGCGGUUGAUAUCAUCGCACGGUGUGUGGAAGUACUUUGCGCCGAUAUUUUGGGGACUGAGCUUGAACCUGCUCAAAUGAAGAUUAGUACGUAGUCGGCUGUUUAUAUCACGUAUUGAUAUAUUGCCAUAUGUACUGCUUUCCAGCAUGAACGAGUAUAGACACUUAUGUGUAAGGAGUGGAUGAGAAGCUAGCACUUUGACUAGUUUCACAGCCGGCGGAAACGAAAAAAGAGGAACUGACAAUUUAUGUUGUAAACCGUAAAGACCAGACGUAUGUAAUGUUCAAU